UUGACACAUGAAGUUUGCUGAAUUUCGAAGCACACAGAUGCGAACCCGCUGCCUCCCGAAAUGAACAAGAUCAUCCAGGACAAGUUUAUUCCGCAGCAAUUGUUGUACUUUAUUGCCGGCCGGCGCUGCUGCCAGCAAUUUCCGUGCACAUUCCGGACCAGCGAGCACAAAGCGUUCGUGAAUUGCGCGCGCUCCUUGGGCCUCCGAUCGCAGAUUGUGCAGGUCAAUGGCAACGGGUGCGUGAAGAUCUACAAGCAGGCAUGUCGCCACUACCUGGAGGAGCCCAAGAUGCUGACCAUGUCGUCGGGCGCCACGCUGAGCAUGUUCGGCCUGCUGGGCAAGAAGUCCUUAAUGUGCAGAGAGGAGUUGGAGCUCAGCGGCGACAUGAACACGAAAAAACCCAGUGCCACGGACAUGCCAUCACUGCAGCUACCCCUGUUCCCCAUCCGUCCGCCGAAUCUGGGCAGCUGGACGGAGACGCAGCGCCAAUUCCUUGCCAGCUUUCCGGGUCACCAGAUGCGCGGCGAGAUUAUGCAACCCCUCUACGCCCACCGGGUGAUCGUCUUCAAUGCGGACCUCUCCUGGGACAAGUCCGUGUUCCUGCCCCUGCUCAUCCUGGACGACUGCCAGACCAAGAAGUCCAAUGCCAAGAUCAUCUGCAUCGAGCGGCAAGCCAUUGUGGCCCUCUACAACAGCCAGCGUAUGGCGAACUUCUUUGGCGAGCAACUGGGCGAUACUGUGGGCCUCCAGCUGCCGCACUUCAGCAACAUCGGCUCCACCACCUUCGUCGUCUUCUCGACGGCCGAAUAUUUUCUCCGCUCCCUGGCCAGCCAGAAGUUGAGCAACAUAAGUCACCUCGUGGUGAACGAUGUGCAUCUGCAUGAUCCCCAUACCGAUAUCCUGCUCAGCGAGAUUCGCGACGCCUUGAACAGCAGUCCAAACCUGAGGGUGGUGCUGCUGUCGCAGAUGGCCGACACCAAGAAGUUCAUCGACUUCUUUGGCGAGGGCUCGGAGCUGAAUGUGAUGCACCAGGAGCAUCAGCAGCAUCAGCAGCCGGAGGCGAGGCCACGCAUCUCCUACCUGAACGAACUGCACAGCUGCAUUGCCCUGGCCGGGAUCCACAAGGGGCCAGACGUCUACAAGGAGCUCCCGGAUGCAUUCCGCACCCAGAGCCAGCGCAACGAUCAGAUCGACAAGUGCCUGCAGGCCUACGCCGAGAUGGGCACGGAUGCGGCCAUACGUCCGUUUCUGUAUGCAGUCAACUAUGACCUGGUGCCGGUCAACUACAGGCACUCGAUGAACGGCAGGACGGCCGUGCACAUUGCCGCCGAGCUGAACAACGACACCCAUCUCCGCCUGCUGCUCUUCAUGGGCGCCGAUCCCUAUAUCCUAGACAUGAAUCACCAAAACGCCAUCUCACUGGCGGCCAUGAAUGGCAAUCACAUGUGCAUCGACAUCCUCAACCACUACAGUCUGCAUGGCUAUGUGGUGAAGAGCGCCAAGCCGGAUUUCGUGGACUACGAUCGUAUAAUAGACAUCAUGUAUCUGUUGCGCACCAAACCGGAGUAUUCACCAGGCAACAUCCUCAUAAUUUUGCCCACCUACUACCACAUUGUUAAGCUGAACUAUAUGCUACUGAGUCACUAUCUGACUGGCAACCUGCCGGAGCUCUCCAUUUUCACGCUGCACGAGAACAUGAGGAGGGAGUACAUCGAUGCCUUGGUCAAUGCUCGCGAGGACACCGUGAAGGUGGUCCUAACCACCGAUAUUAUCGAAUCGCUCUGUCUUAAGGUGUCCUUCAAGUACGAAAUAGACACUGCCUGCAGUCUCAACCAAAUCUACGAUAGCAGCACCUACACCGGGGACGAUCGAUACGAAUGGGUGGCCAAGGAUUGCCUUCUGCGCAGGGAAUCGAUUCUCGAUCUCGAAGCUGCCGAUGCGCAAUGCUUCCGUUUGAUAUCCAAAGAGGCUUUCGAAGAGCUGGGGGAGAAGAGUCAGCCGCGCCUGCAAACUAUGCAGCUGGACAAGAUCUGCUUGAUGGUUAAGUUGCUCUCGCCCAACAUGAUUAUAAGUGAAUAUCUGGGCCUCACCAUCUCACCACCGCCGCUGAUCAACGUGCACCAGGCGGUGCAGUUUCUGAAGAAAAUAGACGUGCUGGACGAGGCUGAGGAUGUGACCUGGCUGGGCUGCCGACUGCAGGACAUCCCUGUGCCUUGCCAACUCGGCCGCAUACUGAUCUUUGGCAUUCUGCUGCAAUGCCUCGAUCCAAUACUCACCAUCGUAAGCUCGCUGACCACGGCGGAUCCGCUGGCCAUUCCGUUCAACGAGGACAUCGAUCACCUGUGGGACAGAUUCACCAUUUACAUCCAGAAACGCAUCAAGAACGAGCGGGCACGCCUGGCGGACAAUCAGUUGUCCGAUCACUUCAUCUUCGUGCGCUUGUUCCAGGAAUGGCAAAACCGACUGCACGACAAGAUAGCUCGGCUAUAUCUCACGGAUGAAUACGACUUUGUGCUAAACGGGCUGAUGGAACAGCUCAGCUACACGCGCUCCAACCUUGUCAGCUCCCUGCGGGCCUCCAAUUUGGUCCACAGUCGCGGGAAGCUGAGCUUGCAUAAUCUCAACCAGAUGUCCGGUAAUUGGCACGUAGUAAAGGCGGCCCUGACGGGCGGCAUGUAUCCCAAUAUUUGUGCCGUGGACACUGGUAAAAACUGCUUGAAAUCGGCCUUUUCCGGGAAUGUUUACCUGCAUCCCAACACUGUGCUCCGUGACUUUUUGGAGCCAUUCAACACUUCGGCUCUGAACUUUCGCACACCUUGGAUUGUGUGCACCAAGCAGAAGAACCAUAUCAUAUACGCCACCAUGGUUGUUCCCUUGGCGGUGGCUUUGUUUGCCGGACCUCCCCGCCUUCGGGUUUCUCAAAUAUGCAACACCCAAGCGACUUCCGCCGAUGGCAUCGUUAAUCUCUUCAUAGACGAGUGGAUCUGGAUGGUUAUGUCCAACACUUCGGCGGAGAUGAUCAUGCGAACGCGUCAGUACUUCUUCAAAAUGUAUCACGAAUUGCUGAAGAACUGUAGUGACCAGGACUUGUGGCGCACCAACACCUUGACGGGUUCACAUAACGCCGAAAUGGCUGAAACCCUAGCGCAGAUUUUCGAGAACGAGGAGUCUUUCGUCGGCUUCCCCAAGCCGCCGCCCACAAACUAUCUGGCACAUAGCAAGAUACCGGCCUUGUAUCUUCUGAAAGUGAAUGGGCAGUUCAGUUGGCUCCGUGAAAUGGAUGAGAAUCGGGCGUUGUUCCAAAAGGCCAAACAAUUCAAUUCACAUUUCGUGGAGAGGCAAUUUUUCCUGCUCUUCUCGGAUGGCGAAUGCGAGGAGUUCUACACCAAAAGCACAGCAGCCUAUAUUGAAAGUGUGCUGGGGAAGUUUGCCAGGCCCAUCGAGUCACCCAACAGACAUAUCUUUGUGGUUCUCUACAGGAAGGAUCCAGCGGUAAUGCUCAGCGUUAGUCGAGCCAAAACUAUUAAUGGUGAAUUUACGCUGAAGGAAUACUUCCGGAACUCCAUUCCAGUGCAUGAGAUUUUAGAGGCUUGUAUAUCGUUAAAUGUCAACGUGCCAAUAUUCGAUGGUCGCCUAAUGUCUUGUCUGAUUGACAAACGUGUGGGAAACUUAAUCAUGGAUCUGUUCGCAUUCCGACAUCAUUGGAUUCACAAGCGAUAAACCAGGGUUUUUGGUUAAUUUUUUAUUGUGCGCUCACAGACAGAACCAAAAUUAGUAUGUAUUUGUGUGUAUAAGCAUUACUGCUGAAUGAUUUUGCUUGUCAGUAAAUAAUAUUUUGUAUUGUUUAUAUGGUUUAUUUUACGAAAGAUUUUGAAUAUUUUUAUUUGUAGUAAAAAAUAAGCAUGUAUACUAAGCAUUGUAAAAGCACAACGUUGCUGUAAUAUUGUGUUUAU
Drosophila elegans is the source of this 3953-nucleotide messenger RNA. It is a transcript of the gene bgcn, whose product is annotated as benign gonial cell neoplasm protein. Bases 61 to 3720 code for a protein of 1219 amino acids. The record is from RefSeq and is a predicted model, not a curated record. NCBI's taxonomy places the organism in Eukaryota, Metazoa, Arthropoda, Insecta, Diptera, Drosophilidae. Gene Ontology annotation, molecular function: protein binding; RNA binding. The transcript has 5 exons. Gene Ontology annotation, cellular component: intracellular anatomical structure.